This is a messenger RNA of Knipowitschia caucasica, 1500 nucleotides long. Lineage: Eukaryota; Metazoa; Chordata; Actinopteri; Gobiiformes; Gobiidae. The record is from the annotation of a GenBank genome assembly.
AUGGAGGAUUGUGUUAGGUAUUGUGGUUUGGGUGGGGGGGGGGUAUUUGUUGGUAAUGGGUGUGGGGUUGUGGGUGGGGGGGGUGAGUGGGGAGGUGGGGGUUGGGGGGGGGAUGGGUGGUUUGUGUUGGUGUGGGUGGGGGGAGUGUGUGGGUGGUGGUUGAGUGGUGGUGUUUUUGGGGGGGUGAUUAUGGUUGUGGGGGUGGUUGGGGGGGGUUGUUGGGUGGGGGUGGUUUGGGUGGGGUUGGAUGGGGGUUUGUUGGGGGAGUUGGGGGGGGGGGGGUAUGUUGUUGGGGGGGGGUUUUGUGGUUGUGGGUGGGGGGGGUGGUGGGUGGUGGGGGUUUGUUUUGGUUUGGUGUGGGGGGGGGGGGGGGGUGUGUUGGGGUUUGAUUGUGGUAUGGGUGUGAUGGGGGUUUGUGUGGUGUGUGUGUGGUGGGGGGUUGUGGUGUGGUGUUGGUUUUGUGUGGGUUUUUGUUGUGUUUGUGGGUUGGUGUUUGGUGGGUGGGGUUGGGUGUGGUUGUGUAUGUUUGUUAAUGAUUGGGGGGGGGGGGGGGUGGUGGUUGUGGUGGUGUGGGGAGGGAUGGUGUGGUUGGGUGGGUGGGGGGUUGGGGGGUGGUUGGGUGGGGGGGUUGUGGUGGGGUUGUUUUUUUUGGUUGGGGGGGAUGGAUGGAGUUGGGGUUGUGUGUUUGUGGUGGUGGUGGGGGGUGGGGGGGUCGGGGGGGGGUGUGUGGGGUGGGGGUGUGUGGUGUGGUGGGUGUUUGGUGUUUUGGUUGUUGGGUUUGGGGUGGGGGUGGGGGGUUGGGGGGUUGGGGGGGUGGGGGGGGGGGGUUGUUGUUGGUUUGUGGGGGGGGGGUUGGGUUGUUUUGUGGUUGUUUGGUUGGGGUGUGUUGUGUGUGUUUGUUGGUGGUGGGGUUUGGGGUUGGUGUGGGGGUGGGGGGGGUUGUGUGGUGGGUUGUUUUUUGGUGGGGUUUGUGUUGGGUGGGUUGUGUUGUGGGGGGUGUGGGGGGGUGGGGGGGUGUGUGUGGGGGGGGUGGGGGGUGUGGGGGGGGGGGGUUGGGGUUUUGGUGUUGGGGUGUUGGGGGUGUGGGGGGUUUGUGGGUUUGGGGUGGUGGGUGUGUUGGUUUGUUGGGGGGUGUUGGUUUGGGUGUUGGGGAGUUUUGGUGUGGUGUGGUGGGUGGGGGUUGGUUGGGGUGGGGUUGUAGUUUGGGGUGGAGGGUGUGGGGGUAGGGCCAUCUUGUCCUGGUUACCAUGGGGACGCUGGGGUGUGUCCACGGACUGGCCUGCAGCCGUCCUAGAGGAGGCCGAGCUCACUAUGGAGCAGCAGAUCAAGACCAUGGCUCAAGACCAGAUUCAGACCAAACUGAACCAAUCAGGAGCCGCCUGGAGAAAGUGGGAGGAGCUGGAGAGAGAGUUACUCCUGGACCAGAACCAAGAACCCAAACAAACGGAGAGCCCGGUCCUCAUGAGCUCUCUCAGCCACGGCGACGGCCGAGACGUGUAG